GUCUCUCGAGACACUAAAGAAGAAAAAGGAGACAACUUUGAUUGAAUAUAAAAGAAAAAGACAGUUUCUUUUUUCAAAAUUUCAAAACUUUCUUUUCUUCAACAUACAUACAUAUAUAUACAUUAAAAAUUUAGUCUUGUGAUAUAUUGUAUAAAAGGGUUGAUUUAUAUUUAUACACAGAAAAAAGUUCAGUGAUUAUCUCAACCCAACUCUGUCUUUUUCCUUUUCUUUCUCUCUCUUCUUUGUUUGGCUCCUAGUAAGAGUAUUACACUCAUCUUUCUUCAUCAAGUCCUGGAUUUUGGUCAGGAAUCUGUUACCCUUUUCUUAUCCCAACUUUCAUUUUGAAGGGUUUCCUUUGUUUUCUCCUGAUAUGCUCAACUGAAAUGAAAGUUUCGAUUUUUACUUUUGUUUAAUGAGUUUUUAGAGAUAUGGGUUAUUUGAAGUAUGAGAUGAUGUUCUUCUUCUUCAUGGGUUUGGUGUUGAUUUUCAAGGCUCCAUUUUGUAAUGGAUUGACUGACCCAGGAGAUGUUGUGGCUAUGAAUAACUUGUACAUUUCUUUAGGCUAUCCUCCUCUUAGAGGAUGGCUUCUUGUUGGUGGAGACCCAUGUGGUGAAAAUUGGGAAGGAGUUGAAUGUGUUUUCUCAAAUAUAACAUCAAUAAAUCUUAGUAAUGCUAAUUUGGGAGGUGAAUUGGGUGAUAGCUUGCAAUUCCUUGGCUCAGUUAUACAUUUAGAUUUCAGUAACAAUCAUAUUGGAGGGAUUAUUCCUUCUGCUUUGCCUCCAACCGUCCGAAAUUUUUCUCUUUCGGGUAAUCAGUUUACAGGAAGCAUCCCAAUCGCCUUCUCAACCUUAAGUCAGCUGUUGUACUUGUUGAUCGAUAACAAUCGUCUUGUUGGACCUAUACCAGAUGUAUUUCAGCAGCUUACUAGCUUAGUGAUUCUGGAUUUAUCAACUAACAGCUUAGAUGGGCAAUUGCCUCCCUCAAUGGGAAAUAUGUUAGCACUUUCAACACUGCACUUGCAGAACAACCGGCUUGGUGGUACUCUUGAUGUCUUACAAGAUCUUCCCCUUCAAGACUUGAACAUAGAGAACAAUCUAUUCUCAGGGCCAAUUCCCCCCAAGUUGUUAACAGUUCCAAAUUUCAGAAAAGAAGGAAAUCCAUUCAAUACAACAAUAAUUUUAUCGCCGUUGGAAGCACCUACUCCAUCACCAUCAGCACAAUCUCCAACUUCUUCUGAAGAACUACCUUGGAAACGUCCCAUUGGACCUUCUUCUCCCAUCAAAACAAUGCCCGGUCAAUCUAAGAAGUUCUUAACUGCGAAGGCGAUCAUUUGGAUUGCGAUUGCAGGGGUUUCGAUAGUUAUUGCAUUAUUACUAUGCAUUACAUUAUCAAGAUGUGUUAGAGCAAAACGAAGGGAUAAAAUUGCUAAAGAACAAUACUUUGAUUCCUACAAGAGUUCAAGUGAGAAGCCUAAACCCGACGAAUCUUCAAAUGAGACUCUUGUUCGGCCACAAGAAAGAACAAGUUUACCACCGAAGCUGCAACAUCAUGACCAACAACGCUUCAUGAAUUCGAAAAGAAGUGUUCGAAGUUCAAAGGAUAUGAGGGAUAGUGAGAUUGACAUGACAGACACAGAAGAUGAUAUUUUUCUCCCACCACCUCCUCCACCGCCUUUUUCAGUUGAGAAUAGUGGACAAAUCCCGGGAGUACCUUCCUCAAUCGAACGUCCUUUGCAUUCUCAACACUUGAAUUCAAUGAGAGUGUUCACCAUUGCAUCACUUCAGCAGUAUACAAAUAGUUUCUCCCAGGAGAAUUUUCUUGGAACGGGAAUACUUGGUAGCGUCUAUAAGGCCGAGCUUCCUGAUGGAAAGCUUCUGGCAGUGAAGAAAUUGGAUUACAACAAUAAUAUAGCGAUUAAGCAACGAAGUGAUGAAGAAUUCUUCGAAUUGGUGUCAAAUAUUUCCAAACUUCAACAUCCAAAUAUUGUGGAGCUCGUUGGUUACUGCGCUGAGCACGGUCAGCAGUUGCUUGUGUAUGAGUAUUGCUUAAACGGGACUCUUCAUGAUGCAUUGCAGAUUCACGACGAAAUCCAUAAAAAGCUUUCGUGGAAUAGGCGAAUUCAGAUAGCACUUGGAGCUGCAAAAGCCUUAGAGUAUUUGCAUGGAGUUUGCCAACCGCCAGUAGUUCAUCGAAAUUUCAAAUCGGUUAAUCUUCUUCUUAAUGAAAAGCUCGAAACCCUUGUCUCGGAUUGUGGAUUGGCUCCUUUGCUUUCAUCUUUCACAUUGAGUCAAAUGUCUGGAGGCCAUAAUUCGUACGGUUAUAGCGCGCUAGAAUUUGAAUCAGGUAGUUACACUUGUCAGAGCGAUGUUUACGGUUUUGGAGUUGUUUUGUUAGAACUACUCACGGGGCGAAAAUCCUAUGACAGGUCAAGGCCUCGCGGGGAACAAUACCUAGUUAGAUGGGCGGUCCCUAAGCUUCAUGAUAUUGAUGCAUUGUCAAGGAUGGUUGAUCCUUCUCUUAAUGGAUCUUUUUCUAUGAAAUCUUUGUCAAGAUUCGCCGAUAUAAUCUCCUCAUGCAUACAGAGGGAACCCGAAUUUAGGCCUCCAAUUUCUGAGAUUGUCCAAGAACUGUUGCAAGUGAUUUAGAAAAGGCGCGGUUUAUUAACCGAUUAAGCGUUGACUUUGACCGAGUGAUUUUGUGUGUGCAAAUUGUAUGUUUAGUUUUGAUCAAGUUUAGAGUGAGUUUUUCUAGUGGGAAAUUCAUGAUCUAAAUUGUGUUUAAACAUAACAAUGUAGUAAUUAUUUUUUUCAAGUGAGUUGCUAAUGAUUCUUUGUGGAUAUUGUUAGUUAUGAAGUGUUUGGUAAUGUUGUAAAAAUACAAAAGAAAAAUUAAACUAAUUAAUGUGAGUGUUUUUAUUUAUUA
Cannabis sativa is the source of this 2922-nucleotide messenger RNA. RefSeq names its product protein STRUBBELIG-RECEPTOR FAMILY 3. Lineage: Eukaryota; Viridiplantae; Streptophyta; Magnoliopsida; Rosales; Cannabaceae. Bases 429 to 2645 code for a protein of 738 amino acids. Gene Ontology annotation, biological process: protein phosphorylation. Gene Ontology annotation, molecular function: ATP binding; protein kinase activity; protein binding. The record is from RefSeq and is a predicted model, not a curated record. The transcript has 15 exons.